Messenger RNA from Amorphotheca resinae ATCC 22711, 2392 nucleotides. RefSeq lists its product as hypothetical. NCBI's taxonomy places the organism in Eukaryota, Fungi, Ascomycota, Leotiomycetes, Helotiales, Amorphothecaceae. Bases 217 to 2232 code for a protein of 671 amino acids. The record is from RefSeq and is a predicted model, not a curated record. The transcript has 2 exons.
ACCGGUAUAACAACAAUAACUAACAUCAAAACAGAGAAUUCCAAGACUGCUACCUCACUCUUGUAGUGCCAAGCUUUCGAAAUGUCCUCGUAGAUCUUAUAGACGAAUUCACUGCCGCCGUCUUCUACACCUAAGAACUUCGUUUGAUCUUUGUCUUCCUCCAUCACGAAUCGUCUUCGAACCUACUACUUUGUUCUAUCUCAAACCACGAACAACAUGGAGAGCACACCAACAACACCAUUGAAACCAACCUGCUUGCCCACUUCGGUUGGGUCAGCGUACGAACAGCACAGUACUCCUAGCACUAUGGGGGCUUUGAUGAGCUUCAGCGACAUUGCGAACAAACAGUCCUACAAUGACGACAAGAUCGGUCUGCCUUCUGACGAAGCAUCAGCAUCGUUGCACCCAGCCUGCUGGCCCAUUUCGUCCGACCUUGUUCGUCCUCCAAGCCCUCGAACAUACGCGGCGCGAUCCAGAAUCCCGAUAGAAUUCCCACCUAUUCUCGCUGCCCCGUAUGGCCUCCCUGUCCGAAUCAAUCCUCAAAGUGCACUUAAGGCUUUGGAUCAUGCUACAUAUGGAUCGACUCCCGAGACCCUCACUGGAGAAGCAGGAGGUACUGAAGCAGGAGGUACUGCUGGGCUCGGCAUUUCGAUGAAUGAACCACAGACCAAUCCUCCCGGCCAUCUCAGGGGCAUCGCAGUCCGCAAUAGAGACCACGCCGUCGAGGACCUGAGCCGGAACAAGGAAGCGAUGAAGCGGUUAGAGGCGCAUAUCAGAGAGCGCGUCCCAUAUGUGCAGCUAGCGAGUCGAAACCUACAGGCUUUGAUGGGGCUGCGGAACGAGAUGCCAUUCAAACUACCUAAGAGCAGCACUCAGAUGCCAAGCCUGAGCUCUGCAUUCAAGACUGUGGGUAAUAUGUCCGGCGUUAUGGAUCUAGACAGCAGUGGUGGCGCAGCGGCAAAGGUGAGAGGAGCGAGCGGGAAUGAUAGAGCCGAGCCAGAUCGCGAGAUGGGGUCGAUGCUGCCUCCGAAGUUACCUCAGGGGAUGCACGUUGUUGACAUGCAGACGGGCAUGGGAUUGCGAGAGUUCUUGUUAGCCAAGGGGAAAGAGGUCGGGAAUCGGAAGCGCCAGUGCAAGAGUAUCAGCUUCCAUGACUUCACGCCGGAGAUGCAGAGCAUGACCUAUCAGAAUGUGCUGCUGGGCCAUUAUGGGACCGAGAUGGGUGGCAAGGUCGACGUGUACGAGAUUGAUCUCCCGGUAGUCAGUCUGAAUGCGGAGACCGGACAAUCAACACACAAUGCAGAGACCUGGAUCUGGAUCCUGAUCCAACGACCAAUCGUCACCUUCGAACCCGCCGAUACUUCGAGCUCAACGCCAGGCAACGCCAUACUCAGAAGCGCGGCCGCGACAUUCCUCCCCUCCUUCGCUCAAGUCGCAAAUGAUAGCCAAACGACCACCACACACCCAACCCUACCCCCUAACUUCCCCGAACCCAUCCCGCACUCUUGGCUCGUGUUCGCCGCACCCAUGGCGCACUUGACCAUCUACCCGGAGACUGUCGAGAGCAACCUAGCAGCGGCGCCCACCUCAUCAGGACCGCAAGGCGGGCGCGAGUUGAGCAAGCGCAUCGACUACGAUUUCUCGCACCAGGGGACGCCGCUAUUCGAGUUCUCAGGCUUCGCGGGACGGCGCAUGGAGUUUUUGAGCGUGGAGCGGAUGGACCCGUUCUGUAAGGGGGAUUCGUGGGAGGACUAUACGAAGGAGGAGUAUGAAUCUGUACAUGCCGACUGGUUGACGCGGUUGGAGAGGCGGGGGGUGAAGUUUUCGGCGAGUGAGACUGGGAAUAAUGGCGCGCCGGAUGGGUGUAUGCCUUCUCCGCACAAGGGGGCUUGGUGGAAGGAGUUUUAUUAUCGGGUUGGGGAGGACUGCGAGAAGUGGCGGAGGGUCAGAAGGGCGAUGGGCAGGGGCAGAUGUAGGGUCGUAUUGCGGUGGAAUGAGAUUGAGGGAAACGAGGAUGAUCAGAUGGAUGGUGGGAGAGGGAGGGGAGCUGGGAGAAUCAGGGGCCUGAAGGAGAGGUUGAAUGCUAGCACGGGCAUCGAUGGGAGGAUGAGGAGAUUGACGAGGAGUGAGUCGAGACGUCGAAGUGCUUUGGGACUGAGUGAUCCGAGCAUCCCUACAAUGAGUGCUGCUGCCGCGGGAGAGAUGAAGAAGGGGAAGGAAAGGAGAAAAUAGGGGUCAAGUGGGUUUGUCGACUGCGGUGGGGUUUGACAUUGUAUGGGAGGGAACUUCACACCCGCAGGGAGCUGUAUCGAAUCCGAGAACCAUGGGAAGGAAAGUAAGGCGUUGGCUGGUGAAUAGUUUCUGGCAGGAAUCCUGCUGCUGCGAUUAGGGC